AUCCGUUGUUCUCGUAUGUAACAACCACCCGAACCAUUCAUCGCUGCAAAUUUAAGACCCAUCUUCCUUCCCCCUUUUCCCUCUCCGAAGUUUGUAAAGUCAUGAACUUUACUGAUCACUAAAAACCCUAGUUCAGUAUAAUCACUGCUGUGUUCCUUGUCCUUUUCUCUUCCUUUCAAUUUCAAGUCAAAGGGUUUUUGUGCUGAUGGAGAUGAAUUUAGUGGCUAGUUGCAAGGGAAAGUUGGCAUAUUUUAGAAUUAAAGAGCUCAAGGAUAUUUUAUCCCUGUUGGGUCUUUCAAAGCAAGGGAAGAAGCAGGAUUUAAUGGACAGAGUUUUGGGUUUGCUCUCAGAUGAUGAAAUUUGCUCCGCUCGCAGCUUUGUAAGGAAACAGCAGAUUGGAAAGGAAGCUGUAGUGAAAAUAAUUGAUGAUGCUUACAGAAAAAUGCACAUAACAGAUGCAUCAGAUUUAGCAGUGGGGGCUCCAAGUGGCUUUCAUACUAUGAGUGUUAAAGAAGAAGUUGAAGAUUUCAUUAGUCCAGAGAAGAGGAUUCGUUGUCCUUGUGGAAGUUCACUGCCUACCGAGUUCAUGAUACAGUGUAUAGAUUCAAAAUGUCAAGUGCAACAACAUAUUAGUUGCGUCAUUUUUCUGGAGAACCCUGUGGAGAGUGACCAUCCAAUUCCACCUGUAUUUUACUGUGAAACAUGCCGUAUUGACCGAGCAGAUCCUUUUUGGGUUACUGUGGCGCAUCUAUCAUUGCCUGUGAAGUUAACGAGUUCAAAUAUUUCAAUGGACGGUAAUAUCACAUCGCAGAAAGUGGAAACAACUUUUCAAUUGACAAGAUCAGAUCAACACCUACUACAGAAUUGUGAAUAUGAUGUUCAGGCCUGGUGCAUGCUUCUCAAUGAUAAUGUUUUGUUUAGGAUGCAGUGGCCACUUUUUGCAAAUUUACAGGUUAAUGAUAUGUCCGUGAGAAUGCUAGAUAGACUGGUAUCACAGUCUCUUGGUGCUAAUGGCCGUGAUGAUGGUGCACAAAUCAAAUUAUGCAUUCGAGAGGGAAUAAAUAGAAUUUCUUUAUCAGGAUGUGAUUCUCGUGUUUUCUGCUUCGGCAUCAGACUCGUAAAGCGACGAACUGUUGAACAGGUUCUCAACCUGAUUCCCAAAGUUGGUGAGUCUUUUGAAGAUGCUCUUGCUCGUGUUUGUCGUUGCAUUGGUGGUGGGAUGAGUACUACAAACGAAGAUAGUGAUAGUGAUUUGGAGGUGAUUGCAGAGGCGAUUACAGUUAAUCUUCGCUGUCCUAUGAGUGGCUCUAGAAUGAAGAUUGCUGGCAGAUUUAAACCUUGUGCUCACAUGGGCUGUUUUGAUCUUGAAACUUUUGUGAAACUAAAUCAACGCUCCCGCAAGUGGCAGUGUCCUAUUUGUCUUAAGAAUUACUGCUUGGAGGAUAUUGUCAUUGAUCCUUACUUCAACCGCAUUACAACUUUGAUGGGUCAUUGUGAAGAAGACAUAACUGAGAUUGAGGUGAAACCUGAUGGUUCUUGGACUGUAAAGACCAAAGUUGACAUAGGUGAUCUCAGGCAAUGGCAUUUUCCUGAUGGUUCUCUUUGUGCUCUUACUGAUGAAGUUACUUCCUGUUACAAAAUCCCGAGGCAGAUCGAGAAGGGAGAUGGCUUGAAAGCACAUUUUAGUCCUGAGACCGGAAUUAAGAAUAAUCUCAGUGGAAUUGUGCAAGGAAGAAACCCUCAGCUUGCCUUUUGUUCCUCAAAGAAUCAACUUGAGGGAAGUUUUGUAAAUCAUGGCCAAAGGACACUAACAAUGAGUAGUAGCACCACUGGAAGUGGCGGGGAUGAAGAGGACCCAAGUAUAAACCAAGAUUACAGUGGGCAUGUUGAAAUAUCUCCCAGUAGUGUCAAUGAGAUCAACUCUAUCUGUCAUUAUUUUGACCCAACACUUGCAAUAAACCAUGGUAGUUCUGUGGCACCAGGGAAUGCUGACAUCAUUAUUCUAAGUGAUUCCGAUGAAGAGAAUGUCAAUUUAGUUCCUCCUGAAACUGUCUAUGAUACUUACAGAGUAAAUGGGAGUGGUUCUUCAUUGGCUGUCAAUCCUGGAAUAACAGACUCAUACUUAGAAGAUCUAGCUCUUGAUGCAGGUGCAAAUUCUUGUUUUGGUCUCUUUGAUACAGGUGUCAAUGAUGUUGGGAUGUCUAACUGGUCAUACUCUUCUUGUACUCAAGCUGGUCCCCAUUUCCAAUUAUUUAAUACAGACCCGGAUGUAUCAGAUGCUUUUAUUGAUCUGGAUCAUCCUUCCAUUAGUUGUGCUGUUCCAAUGAAUGGUUGUACACUGGCAUCAACGCCAGCUAUAACUUCUGGUGGUGAGGUCCUAGAUUCUUUAGCCUGUGACGCCAAUGUUGAUAUGGAUGUUGGCUUGGUUGAUAAUCCUAUGAGAUUUGUUGCUGAGGACCCCUCAUUACAAACAUUUCUCCCAGUUCAACCUGUGCAGCCUGACUUGGUGCACAAGCCUCCUGUAUCAAAUCGUGCCCCUACUGAGGAUUGGUUUCCCCUUAGCCUCAGCAGCACCAGUGAGAGUUUUGGCAAUCACACCAGGAAUCAUGAUCAGGGUGCUGCUAAAAUUGGGGUUGAUUUGAGAAACCAGUUAGGAUCAAAUCAAGCUACUUCAGUUGCAGCUCUAAACGAUGAAGCUAGGUCUAACAGGAAAUGUAACAAGAAAUUUUCAGAUGGCCCUUUCUCAUUUCCUCGCCAGCCGCGAUCUGUGAGACAACGUGUUUAUUCUCAAUAGAUUCUGAAAGACAAGAAGGGAAUAUACAUUUUUUGAUUCAUCAGGAAGGCUAAUAGCCACCAGCACGAUGCUCCCUGUUCAUGUCAUUUAGUCUUUUUCUUGUGAAUGAAGCAAAUAAUUUCUUUCUAGCAUGUGCAUGUGAAGCCUAUUGAUCAUGAUGCCUAUGGGAUCAACGCUGAUAUGCUACAUGAUUAUACGGCAGUAAUGGGUCUGCUUUAUUUAAUGGUACCCUUAUAUUUAUCUAUUUUUGGAUCUUGGUGUUGAAGAUUUGGCAGGUCAGACAACUAUCUUGUCUUUUUGAGUUUUACAACUGCUAAUAUCAGUCUGAACAAGGGAAUGAAAAUCGCAUUUUUCUCGGUGGUGGUUAGUCUUAGACGUCAUAGUGGAGCCAUGGGAUGGGACAGGAUGGUGAGUUGCCAAACGAGCAACAUUUGUGGCAUUACCGUGUCUAUAGGGUGAAAAUUGGAAUUGGAGUUGUCCAACAUAGAACAUUAAUCCCUAGGUGGAUGUGGAAGUAGAUGAGCAACCAACAGGAAGCAGGGCAGGUUGCUCCCUUAGUUGCUAGAGGUGGUUAAAUUUGAUUUCCAUCUCUUUGGGAACUUCUAUGUUACAACAUUGGAAGGCAUGCGAUAUGAUACCAGGUUAUUGCUGAAGUGGGUUUUGAAAUAGAUGCAACCAACUGCAAGCAAGGCAGAUUGUAUUCAACUAUGAAAGAGGGGCUGUAGAUGGGGUUCAUCGCACUGCCUACAGACAAGUUGGGCGCUCAGAUGAUUUAUCUCUGGUGGCCGAGGUUGAGCAUGGAGAGACACUGCAAAGGGGGGUAAAUAUUGGCUGUGUGACUUGCAAGGUAGAUUCAAGAUGUUAAUCCUGCAACUUGCAUGAUUCAGCAAUUUUCUUCGUCGUGCAAUACCUGUGAAAUGACUCGGAUGAAGAUUCUAAGAUCCUAUAGGCAGAACUAUGACAUGUAAAGCAAUGAGUAUUCGGAGGCACCUUUUUAACCUUCUCUUGAAUAUUAUUACGCUCGUUGUGUAAUCUUGGGGCAAAGCUGCAUUACAUUUUCUCAAAGCCACCAAUUUUACUCGAGAAAAGGUCUAGGUUUGUUUUUCUGGGAUGUUCCUUUUGUGAUCUUUGGUUCUUCAAAGUCUUCCUUGCUCUUUAUGCCGCGUCUAGUUUUCUUGUUGCGUUGGUACUUCCAUGUUUGUGCAGAACAAAUAUUGUCGCCGUAUAUAUGAUUGCCAAGUUUAAUCCUUUUCA
This is a messenger RNA of Populus trichocarpa (black cottonwood), 4048 nucleotides long. RefSeq names its product E3 SUMO-protein ligase SIZ1. The transcript has 20 exons. Gene Ontology annotation, biological process: protein sumoylation. Gene Ontology annotation, molecular function: zinc ion binding; SUMO ligase activity. The record is from RefSeq and is a predicted model, not a curated record. NCBI's taxonomy places the organism in Eukaryota, Viridiplantae, Streptophyta, Magnoliopsida, Malpighiales, Salicaceae. Bases 206 to 2794 code for a protein of 862 amino acids.